AUGUCAGCCUGGCUAGCCCAAGAGCUUAGCUGCCAAGUGCUAAAGUUCUGCCAAGACCCGCUGGUCGAACGAGGUCGAGCUCAGCUGAGCUCCUGGACCAGGCUGAGGAGCUUCAGGGAAGCGUUGGUGGCACAAGACGCGAAGGGAGCGAAGGAGCGAUGGAGGCGGCUUUGGCGCAAGCAUGUGGAGGUGGAAGUGCAGGAGAUUGCGGGAACGGUGCAUGUGGACUUUGGCCAGCGAGUGAAACAACGCAUGCAGGAGAGCAGCAGGAAGCUGGGUCUGCAGCUUGGUGCCGAGCUGGCAAAUGGGGAGCUGGUGGCCAACAAGCGGGAGGCCUGGAUGAAGUUUCUGCAGGACAUGCAGCAGUUGCCACAAACCAAGCAGUGGGCCAAUCGGAAGGCCCCCAUUGAGGCCUUCUCGCCGUGGUUGGCGAAGUUCGACACUCGCAGCGCCUUUGGCAGCCAUGAGGAACAGCUCGAGGUCCUCGGACAAUACAGGGGCUUGGAGCGUCCAGAGCCUCGAAGUCACGCGAGCGUCACCCGCUUCGGCCCUCAGCUCCUCAUCAUGGCGUCCAAGCAGAUGCCCAAGCGCUUGGUCAUUUUGGGCAGCGACGAGCGAGAGCAUUGGUUUCUCGUGAAAGGUGGCGAGGACGUGCGCUUGGAUGAGCGCGUGGAACAGCUCUUUGGCAUCAUCAAUAGCAUGGCUCCGGAUGCUGCUGGGCUCAGGGUCCGCACCUAUUCGGUGAUUCCGCUCUUCCCCGACCUGGGCGCAUUGGAAUGGGUGCGUGAGACGAAACCGUUGAAGGCCAUCGUGCAAGAAACAGCUCGGGCGAAGGAGAUGAACGAGAUUGAGGCACACAAGCUGCGGAUCGAGUGGUCCAAGCGCUUCGGAGGUCAAGCGGUGCAGAGAUAUUCUAAGAUUUUCGAGUUGCCCAAAGCCGAUGCGGUGGUGGCGUUCCAGCGCUGCGUGGCGGCCAUGCCAAGUUCCGCGUCCUUGAAGGCCUUCUUUUGGAGCAGCGCCGUGGGUCCGGAGGCUUUCUGGCACACACGUCAGCGCUUUGCUGCCUCUUUGGCUGCUGCCUCGGCCGCCUGCUAUCUCCUUGGCAUUGGAGACCGGCACUUGGACAACUACCUCCUUUGUUUGAGGACGGCCGAGUUGGUGCCCAUUGACUUCGGCUACUCCUUUGGCAUCGGCGCACUGUUGCCGGUGCCGGAGCUCAUGCCCUUCCGUCUGACGAGCUUCCUUCUUAGCGCCCUGCAGCCUUUGGCAGGGCCUUAUGGGCAUGGCACCUUUCGAGAUAGUUUGGAACAGGUUUUAAGCACUUGCCGCGCCAAAAGUGCCAUGCUCCUGGAUGCGUGUGCGAUCUUCAUCCGAGAGCCCUUGUUGGAUUGGACCACUGAGUCACGGCGCCGUGGCUUCGCAGAUCUGGACUUCCUGCCAAAGAGGCGCUUGCACUUCCUGUCGUUGCGCUUGCAGGGCCAGCAUCCUGCGUCCAUUCUCAAAGAAGAGUUGACGGACAAUCAGACUCCCUGGGUCAAGGAGAUGGCCAGGCGUUCCACCCAACCCUUGGAACUCAUGGUCGCCGGCUUGGAGGAACCUGAGAGAGCUAAGAUCUACCAGCGUGGAGAAGCGCUCACAGCAGCAGAGCAGGCCGAGUGCCUCAUCCGUCAAGCGACAGAUCCAAACAUCUUGGGCCGUGCGUGGGAGGGAUGGGCCCCCGAGAUCUGA
Molecule: messenger RNA, 1728 nt
Organism: Durusdinium trenchii
Lineage: Eukaryota; Dinophyceae; Suessiales; Symbiodiniaceae
Source: the annotation of a GenBank genome assembly